CGCAAGAACUGUGUACAUUUUCACCGUCAUCAUCGGGAAGCGGCAGCGGACGUCAUGCAGCUGUCCGAAGUGAGUGAGCUGCGAAGCAUCGUAAGCCUCAUGCGGCUGAACGCAUGCAACAGUCCUCGAUUCCACGAUCGCCAGGACUCUGAAGUGGACCGUAUCUACAACUCGUCGCCGAAAGUGGCCUCGUACGAAAUGCGAUCGUCCUGGAUGGACCGGCCGUCGAUCCAAUUGGCGGUGCCGUCCGUCGCCCCACCACAGUCUCAAACACAAGCGCAAUUGCCGAAUGAUGACGUGGUAUCGUGCGACGACGACGCAUCCGUCUCGUCGUUCAAGGCGAAACCCCCUGCAAUCCAGGAGAAUAAGCAAACGCGCAACGACACAAAGGACGCGUUGGCCGCCGCGCCAAACGGCAAGCCGAAAGUCGUUGUGUUCGAUGCAAAGAAAGCGUCCUCUUCAAACGCGGAUGCAGGUGCUGGUGAGCCGCCGACGUUCGUGUUUGAGCGGGAAGACGUUCCCUCCUUCAUCCAGUCUGUGCAGACGUCGCUCCUGGAUGCUGCGCUGCGCGGGGCCAUGAUGAUCAAUAACAACGGCAACGGCCCCUCGACCAUGCACAAAACCCACCACGCCAUGGUCGACGCGCCGAUGAUCCCGCUCCAAAUCUACCUCCCAAACCGCGCCGAGAUGCAAGUCGAACUGUACGAAAUCUCGACCGUGGAAGAAGCGAUUCAGACGAUCCUGAUGACGCAUUUGCAAGAAGGCAAGCGCCCGCAGUUGUACUAUGGCCAUCCCGAGUGCUACGACCUCCGACUGCACGAAGCCAACGGGUAUCCCGACGAAGACUUUCCAGCGCUGGACCGCUCGCGCAAAAUCAAAAACUUUGGGGACAACGGGAACCACGAGUUUUGUUUGUGCGAACGGUCAGAAGCGUGUCCGCCACCGGAUGGAUCACCUCCAUCGAGUGCAGACCCGUCGAUCAUCCACCGAGGUGGUCCCCAGCACUCGAUCCCACCUGGAGACUCGCGCCGCAUCGCGACGAGCGGCGACAAGAACAUUCUCAAGAUCAUCAUGCCGAACGAGAACCACUCGGUGAUCCCGAUCAAGGACGGCACGACCGGCAAGGACUUGCUCCCGAUGCUCAAGAAGAAGCAUCGACUGCCCAUGCUGGACGAGUACAUCCUCAAGGUUAGCGAAGCCGACAAACUGCGUCUGGACCUGCCGUCCGAGAUCAUUGAUUUGGAGACGAAUUUGAAACCUCUCGGGCUGCAAGAAGUCACGUUGGCACGAAAGGUGUAUGCCGACGCCCCGGCGCCAGCUCCCCCGCAGUCGAACGUAUUUGGCGAAACCGCGGUCGAAAGCGCGGAAGCCAUCAAUAAGAACGUCCGGCCGCCCCCGUCGACUUUUAUGUAUAACGACGUGAAAGCGGCCAUGUACAAGGAGUGGACUGUGAUCAAAACCAACAAGUUUGGAAAGCGCCAGCAUCGCAUGUUGGGCGUAGACUCGCACAAGGUGUACAACUCGAAAGUCGGCGAGCGCGCGAUGAUCUCUCGCACCAACAUCAAAGUGGCAGAACGCCCGAUCUCGAGCAUUACGUGGCUUCGGUUCCUUCCUGGACCGUGCGACUUUCAGAUCCAGUACAGCCAGCCCGACGAAGAAACGAUUGAUUACUCCGCUGCAAGUGCAUACGAAUGCGCCGAGAUCGUCGCCAAGAUCAAGUACAUCCAGGAAAUGCACAAGCGCAAGUAGGGCCUCGGCGACGCUACGACGUGAUCUGAAUGCUAUAUGACUUUGCAACGGGGGUGGAUUUCGGCAUGGG
Messenger RNA from Aphanomyces invadans, 1819 nucleotides. RefSeq lists its product as hypothetical. The record is from RefSeq and is a predicted model, not a curated record. The coding region runs from base 55 to 1749 and encodes 564 amino acids. NCBI's taxonomy places the organism in Eukaryota, Oomycota, Saprolegniomycetes, Saprolegniales, Verrucalvaceae. The transcript is spliced from 9 exons. Gene Ontology annotation, molecular function: phosphatidylinositol-4,5-bisphosphate binding. Gene Ontology annotation, cellular component: TORC2 complex; cytoplasm; plasma membrane. Gene Ontology annotation, biological process: TORC2 signaling.